This is a messenger RNA of Oldenlandia corymbosa var. corymbosa, 3526 nucleotides long. The record is from the annotation of a GenBank genome assembly. Lineage: Eukaryota; Viridiplantae; Streptophyta; Magnoliopsida; Gentianales; Rubiaceae.
CCGUGCAGCGCACGGGCACUACACUAGUUUAGAAACAAAAAGAGCGUGUCUGGUCCUUUGAGCUUAAUUAUCUUCUUUGCCCUUCUUUUAUCGCCGAUAUUUCAUCGUCCCCUUCGAUUUAGGGUUCUGAGUUUGACUUCUCUUACCAUCACUCACUCCCCUCACUCCCCACAUGAUACUUCUUCUUCCCUGUAAGCUCCCCCACUUUCACUGCAACUUUCCUAAUUCGAUUUCUCAGUUUCCAUUUCUUAGAUAUGAUUUUGGAUUUCAUUUCAUUCAUUAAUUAACUGAUUCAUGGUUUUGUACUGUGUUAUAUAUAAUUAGGUGCUGUUUUGUUGUGAUCCUGUUUUGCCUUGACAAGUUUAGAAAUUCAAUUUUCUAUAUGGGUUUACAAAUUUUGUAUAAAGGUUAUCUUUUUAUGGAAGAUUUUGGAGCUCCCGGAUAUGAUGAAUUUUUUAGGUUGUAAAUGUUUGAAAUUUAUGUGUGAAUUGUGUUGGAGAUGAGCUAUGUGACUUUGUUUUUGGUAAGAGUUUUUAUCUUGCAUCACUGUUUUAAUUCGAGCUGAUUAGCCCUCUUUGUUCAUGAGGUGGAAUUGUUACUUAAUUGAGGUUUUGUGCACUUCUGCAUCCGAAUUUGUGUCCUGGUUAGAAUACAUUGUGGUGAAACAAUUUUGUGUGGGUGGGACAUAAAAUGUAUGCAUUUGAUACUAAAUUUGCAUGCAUUUAUGCUUUCUCAUGCUUACUUCUAUUGCUUUUGUUUCCUAUAAUCUGCAUCAGAAAAUUAAACAUGCUGGACUUUGACCCUAAUAGCUGUGAGAAAAAGUUUGGCUUUUUUGCGGUUCACUUGUUUGUAGUCUUGUAUGCAUCUGUGUAGGUUCGAGAGCUUUUUAUGAUGGUGGAAAGACUAUUGAUGAAAGAUUGGAUUUUUGACUUCCAGUGUAAUGCAUUUGUAUUGGUUUAUUGGCUGUUAGUCUUUUUCAUCGGUUCAUUAAUAUGGAUUUUUAAUGUUUCUUUUAUCUGAACAUCGAUUUCAUGAUUUAAAGGAUACCCAAUUGAUUAUACCGUAGCGACCGUGUUGUUUCUCAUUUUCAUAAUUUCCCAUUUUUGUUUCGUUCCCUCAUGGUUGCACAAGCUGCUUAUUUUUGGUUGGUUGGUCUCUGUGUUAUUUUUGCACCGGAUAUAGUACUGAUCUGCAAAUAUAUAUUUUGACGCAGGGAACUUGGGGAAGAUGGGGUCAAGGUUAUGAACCUUUUUAUACAUUGAUGGUAUCAUCCACCAGUAUUGUUCAGAUUUAUUGCACUUUUUAUAAGCUAAGAGUUUUGCAUCCUGGAGCACUAGAUCCUCAAACUUGCAAAAUUUCAAAUCUAUUUGUGUAAUGUACUACAGGAGUUGACGAGUGGUUUCAUCCGUGCCUGAGUCCAUGUUGCAUCUAUAAUAUUGGUCAGAAAGUUCAGUUAUAUCAACCACUGGUUCAGUUGUUGGUCUCAGAUGGAUGAUAGUGCGCAUCGUGAGAACGGACGUCACAAAGUACCUCAGGGUCAGUGGUUGAUGCCGCAGCAUCAGCCAUCAAUGAAGCAGAUAAUGGCCAUUAUGGCUGAAAGAGAUGCUGCUAUCCAAGAGAGAAAUUUGGCUCUUUCAGAGAAGAAGUCUGCCUUGGCAGAGCGUGACAUGGCUAUUAUGCAGAGGGAUUCAGCAAUUGCUGAAAGAAAUAACGCAAUUUUGGAGCGGGAUAAUGCCAUUGCUACCCUACAAUAUAGAGAAAAUUCGAUGAACAAUGGAAGUAUGUCACCAUGCCCACCAGGGUGCCAAAUUGCACGUGGUGUGAAGCACAUGCACCAUCCUCAGCAGCACAUCCACCAUCAGCCCCAUAUGAGUGAAACUCCAUAUGGAACUAAGGAUAUACCCAUUAAUGAUGCCAUUCCAAUGACUGCUCUGGAGCCUGCAAAGUCUAGGAAGGCAAAACGAUCCAAGGAUCCAAAGGAUGUAACAUCACCUAAGAAGGCGUCAAAGUCAUCAAAGAAGGUUAAAAAGGAUGGUGAAGACCUGAGCAAAACCAUGUUUGGUAAGUCGCACGAUUGGAAGCCUGGGCAGGAAAUGGGUCUUUGCAGUGAUGACCUUAACCGUCAGCUAGUUGUCCCAAAGCCUGAUUGGAAAGAUCAGGAUCUAGGUUUGAACCAGGUUGCUUUUGAUGAUACCACAAUGCCAGUGCCAGUUUGCUCAUGCACUGGAGUUUUGAGACCAUGUUACAAGUGGGGCAACGGGGGCUGGCAGUCAUCAUGCUGCACAACCAAUUUGUCUAUGUAUCCACUGCCUGCAGUCCCUAAUAAGCGUCAUGCAAGAAUUGGUGGUCGGAAAAUGAGUGGAAGUGCAUUUAAUAAACUGCUUAGUCGUCUGGCAGCAGAGGGCCACGAUCUUUCAAAUCCAGUUGACCUUAAGGAGCAUUGGGCAAAACAUGGAACUAACCGGUACAUUACCAUCAAAUAAAUGUAUUUCUUAAGCUGUUGGGAGAGAAUGUUGUCUUCUUAACAACAUUCAGUGACCGGGUACAUGUCUAUGAUUCCAUCUCUUGUGAACAAGUGUGUCUCAUAUACUCAGCAAGGAAUUAUAGAUGUUCCGGCAUUAUAUCUUCAGUUUGCUUGGAGCACUUCAAUCGUCCGUCCCCCCAUUAUAACUGCUUACCUUAAGCUUCCUUUUCCUGGUCCCAUUGGUGAGAGUUCAGAUGUGUUCUCCAAUCCCUGUCUCAUUUUAGUUCCCAUUUGGUAGUCUAGAUCCAGAGAAAGAUCAAGGGGCUAUUAAAAUUAUAUUUGUGAAGAUGUGCAUGAGUUGAAAAGCCUGGUGAUUGUUUUUAGAGAGAAUUGUAAAGAAAGGCUGUAGCCUUGUAUGUCAUCAUCAGUUGUCGUUGUACCUGUAAUAUGAAGUGCCAAUUCUAUGAUGAUAUUAUUGUUCAUUGAAAAUUACCGUAAAGCUUCCUAGAAGUUAUGGGGCAAUGUAAAGCUUGUAGAUGGAAUAAGUUUUUGAUAGCCAGAAAUGCAUGAUGAGAUUCUAUUUGUACAGGUCACAAAAAGUUUAGUUGUAUUCCCUCCGACCUCCGUCCCACAAUCAGGGUCAGGUUUGCUGAGGAGGGAGUACAAAGUUUUCAGACAAUUAAAAUUUUGCAAGUCGUUUUCGAAGACUUUCAGGGAUAAUGUUUCACACUUUCGUUUGGUAUAGUUUUUCCAGCUAAAAGCUUCAGAGUUUGGACUUUUUAACAUUUGGUCAUCCCGGAGGAUUCAGCUUCAGAUCAAGACAGGUAAAGUGCAUCAUUUACAUUGCUGGAGACAAUGUUACCUCGUGCUGCAUGUGUUUAUGACUAUUAUGUUGUAUAUUUAACAAGAAUUGCGCCAACAUGAAAGUCAUCAUAUUGGAAUACAACUCUACAUUGUUUUUCAAACUUCAUUGACAAAUGGAUUGGAAAAGCUCAUGUUAGAAGUACUACUAUUUUAAACAUUUUAAACUUCUAUAUUGAUUAGAUAAAACGAGAUUAGCCA